Molecule: messenger RNA, 5348 nt
Organism: Conger conger (European conger)
Lineage: Eukaryota; Metazoa; Chordata; Actinopteri; Anguilliformes; Congridae
Gene: rnf19b
Product: ring finger protein 19B
Exons: 11
Coding region: 1503-3590 (695 amino acids)
Biological process (GO): positive regulation of proteasomal ubiquitin-dependent protein catabolic process; protein polyubiquitination; ubiquitin-dependent protein catabolic process
Cellular component (GO): ubiquitin ligase complex; cytoplasm
Molecular function (GO): ubiquitin conjugating enzyme binding; ubiquitin protein ligase activity; zinc ion binding
Source: RefSeq, a predicted model, not a curated record
UUUUUUAAGAAUUGUUCCUUGUGAUAAUGAUGUCACGGGGUGGGGUUUCCGAGCAGUCGGAGUUGUCGUCAUGGGUUGGGGUUUUCCCCUCUGACGAUUGAGAAAGGAGAGAUGAGCGAGUUUGAGAGAUUACCAGUGUUAUGUGAAGCUGCUCGAAUGAGCAGGGGUUAGGAGGCGAUCGUGUCUAUUUCUGCUAUUGGAUCUUUUACUUGACCGCGGGCCUUUCCGGAAGUGCCUCCGAGCCAUAUACGCAGGGAGGUGGGGAAUAGAAACGCUAAAAGAAAAUCUUGGGGAAGAAUAGUUGCCGGGCGAACACUGCAUAGGCUACUAUUAAAACGACGAAGGGACGUCGGUCUUCGGAUAUUUCCGUCCUGCCCGCGAGGCCUGCUCUUUGCCAGUACUGGAACACUGAUGAGGACGAGGCUUUGCCUGUGUGUCAGAGAGAUGAGGGAUUAAGGCCAAGGCUUUCGGCACCGUUUCAUUCCCUGCCACUUCAUAUGAAUUGGAGCAUGUACAGAAAGACAAGGAAGACCUCGACAGUUGAUGACUGAAGAAUUCUCACCAUCGUGAAGAUAAACCCCCAAACAGCUGUUCGACAGAUUACAUACACUCUUCAGGAGGCAGGCGUGGAUGUGUCAGUGACAACUCUCCGCAGGAGAUUUCACAAACAGAUUUUCAGAGGCUACACUAGACGGCGAGCGUGCGAGAGCCACACAGAGGACACAGCCCAAACGGAGAGAUAAAGAGAACAGGAAACGGAAGGGAUUAAAAUACAGAAGGACUGAAAAGAAGAUGCAGGACUGAUAACAUACUGGAGAAGAUCUCUGAACGCACAUAGAAAUUGCUUCCUGUAGUGUGUGUCUGAAAGUUUUGGAACUUGUUGAGUAAACAAAAUAUUACAGUAAAGAGGGAGAGAAAGAGAAAGCUGCUUAGAGCACAUGCCUGCCUGUCCUUUAUGAAGGCUGACUACAAGAGACAGGGCCAUUUUAGGUGAAAGCACACCUGUUGGUUUCUACAUACAGCACAGAGCAAGAGAUAUCAAGAGCGAGAGUGGAGGAGUACAGGCCAGUGGGAGGAAAGGGGAAUUUUGCCUUCUUUCGCUUUCUCUUUUGCCAGGUUUUUGUUCUCUCGUUUAUCUUUCCUUUUGUGGUUCUUUCAGCUCGUCAAAUAAUUUCUUUUUACUUUUUUUCUCUCUCCCACUGUUCUUGAAAACAGAGGGGGGAAAGAAACAGUGAGUUGCUGACUUGGCUCUUUGCGAGAAAAGAGUGUCAGUAAUAUGCAAGGGCUGAUUUUCCCUAGAGAACAAAGCCUCAGUCGUGUGCGUUUGUGAGAAGCGCUCUGUCCUCUGUAAUACAGGAACUUCCCUUACCUACACAGAGAGAGAGAGAGGUCAGACGUACAGGACACCGCUGUAUCAAGGCUCUGUGUACAAAUAGGCCUCUGAAACAACAGGGGACACUAGAGCGAUAGGCAGGAGACAUCGCUGUGUCUCUCCUGAGGAAAUGGGAUCGGAGAAGGACUCGGAGUCCCCCCACUCUUCUGUCGGCGGGGUGCCCAAUCCCAAGUGCCGGGGCCCUGGAAAGAAGCGGGGCCGGAUUUCCUUCCACAGCCUCUUCCACGGCAAGCGGGGCUCCCGAGGGGCCAAAGGGGGCGCAGGGGCCCCGACGGCCCAGCUCCAGCUCCAGCAGCAGCAGCUCUUGCCCCCGCUCGUUUCGGCCGCGGCCCCCCCGACGCCCCCCGCGGCCCCCGGCGCCGCCCCCGCCGAGCCCCUGAGCUCCAGCCGGCCCUCGCUGGCGGGCCCCGACCUGCUGGAGUGCCCCCUGUGCCUGGUGCGGCAGCCCCCCGAGCAGCUGCCCGAGCUGCAGGGCUGCAGCCACCGCUCCUGCCUGUGCUGCCUGCGGCAGUACCUGCGCAUCGAGAUCACCGAGAGCCGCGUGCAGCUCAGCUGCCCCGAGUGCGCCGAGCGCCUGGCGCCCCAGCAGGUGGCGCUCAUCCUGGACGACGCCGCCCUGGUGGACAAGUAUGAGGAGUUCCUGCUGCGCCGCUGCCUGGCCUCCGACCCGGACUGCCGCUGGUGCCCCGCGCCUGACUGCGGGUUUGCGGUCAUUGCCUCUGGCUGUGCCAGCUGCCCCAGACUGGUGUGCCGCAGGGAGGGGUGCGGAGCCGAAUUCUGCUACCACUGCAAGCAGGUGUGGCACCCCAACCAGACCUGCGACUCAGCCCGCCAGCAGAGGAUGCAUAGCAGCCACUCGCCCAGCUACACGCAGGACCAGGGGCCUGCCGAUGACAUCAAGCCCUGCCCGCGCUGUGGCGCUUACAUCAUCAAGAUGAACGACGGCAGCUGCAAUCACAUGACCUGCGCCGUGUGCGGCUGUGAGUUCUGCUGGCUGUGCAUGAAGGAGAUCUCGGACCUGCACUACCUCAGUCCAUCUGGCUGCACGUUCUGGGGGAAGAAGCCCUGGAGCAGGAAGAAGAAGAUCCUGUGGCAGCUGGGCACUCUCAUUGGGGCGCCCGUGGGGAUCACCCUCAUCGCCGGUAUCGCCAUUCCCGCCAUGGUCAUCGGGAUCCCCGUCUAUGUCGGCCGCAAGAUCCAUUCACACUACGAGGGAAAGAAGACCUCUCGUCACCGACGGAACCUCGCCAUCACAGGGGGGGUGGCCGUGUCAAUCAUCACAGCCCCUGUCAUCGCGGCCGUCAGCGUGGGAAUUGGGGUGCCCAUCAUGCUGGCCUACGUGUAUGGGGUGGUGCCCAUCUCCCUCUGCAGGGGCGGGGGCUGUGGGGUGAGCCGUGGCAAGGGCCGGGGUGUCCGGAUCGAUUUUGAUGAGGAUGAUGGGCCAAUCACAGUGGCGGACGCUUGGCGGGCGCUGAAGUCACCCAGUCUGGGCGAGAGCAGUCUGGAAGGUGGAGCCAGCGGCCUCAGCACCACCACCCCCAGCGAGGGCCUGUCUGUGGCCCCUGGGGGCCUGGGAGACACCCCCCGCUUCAACACCCUGGCUGGAGGUGCUCUGGGCACCAGGGCAGGCAAAUACAGCAGGCUGGAGGUCCGGGGUGGGGAGCUGGGUAAGGAGGGAGCUCAGAGGGAGACGGGUAGCCUGGGCGGGGUCAGCGACUGUGCCAGCACCCGGGGCAUGGCGGGGUCCAUCACCUCCUCCUACACUCUGCCCGACAGGGAGUGCACAAACCUCGAGAUCCAGGUGGAUAUCGAGACCAAACCUAGUCAUCUAUGUCUGGCCAGCGAGGAGGACUUGGCCCCGCCCCCCGUCGCCAUGGCUCCCGGCCAGGGGGAGGAGCCUCAGGACUGCAGCUCGCGGAGGGGCCGGAUGCUGUCCGGCUCGUCGCUGGCUCUGUCGCCCGGCGUGUCGUUGCGGGAGGGGCUCCGUGACGUCACGCUGGCCCAGCCGGAGAGCAUCCGCAGCGACCUGGAGAUGUCCGACACCCAGUCGGAUGACAUCGCCGAGCUCACGUCCGACGACUGCGACUCCCCGCACCCCAAAAGCUGCCGCCCCCCUCCCCCGCCCCAGCCGACCUGCCGAGCCUCGUACCCGUCCGACGGCCUGCACUGUUCCGACAACAUGAUCCUCUACGUGUGAGGGCGGGACGCUCAGUGUUGCACAAUCCCAAUGUAUUUUUUCUAUUAUUCUCGCCUCAGACUUUUAUAUGUGUUACGAAUGCAUUUUCAGCUUUUAUUUUAUCAUUUCCACACAAAAAAAAAACUUUUAUUGUACAUUCAGACACCCCAUCUGUACUUUUGUCUGUGUGUUUACAAAGCAUUUUCAGGUUCUACCUCUUUGAGAAUCAACUCUUUGUUUACUUCUUGGUGCGGAAACCACCUUUUUGCUCUUUAAAAAAAACUAAACAAAACAGAAAGUACAACAAGAAAUACAGCAAAAAUCUAACCAAGGGACUGCUAAUGAGGCUUCACCAAGCACACUCAGUUUAAAAGAUUCUGAGAGGGUGUACAAGUAGGUGUCUGAGCUUGAGUGCUGGCUGUGUGUGGAUGGCAAUGUUUUUAUCUGUGUGGGAGUCCACGACUCUUCACAUUUGUACUAAAUAGUUUUUUUUUUUCUAUUUAUAACUGACCACCCUUGACAAUUGUUAUAUGCCGUGUGCAUGUGUCUGCAUGAAUGUGUGUGGGUGUGUAUGUGCGUGUGUGCUUGCGUAUGUGUAGGUCUUUCGCGCUGACUGAGGUUGUUUACACGGAGACGGGGCUGAAGGUGGCCCUGCCUGCGAACCUCACGCACAUAGAGGAAGAACUUCAGUGGUCGAUGAGGGAUUACCAAGACUUGCCUAGCAGACCGCGCUGCUUGAAUGGUCCGUGGUCUGUGGCCUCUCGGACUGUGCUUAUUCACAAGCUCACUGAUUUCUGAUGGGCUGUCUGUCUGUCUGACCCACUGGCUUGCUGGUCUGUCACGGUGUCUGCAUGGAUGUCUGUCUGCCUGUCUGUCAGCUGAAUGUGUGUCUGGACAGAGCCUGGGCUGGGAGGCAUCAUCCCCCCUGGGUGUGGUGGGGCUGGGAGAUGGUGGGGCUGGGUGUGGUGGGACAGGCUUCCAGAUUGCACAUUACAUUAAACACAUAAAAGCAGCAGGAAACAGGGCAAAAUAUCAUCUUUCAGUCUUCCUCAAGUUUCAUGGCACCGGAAUGAGGGACUUAUUUCCCUUCAAAUACUUAACUUACAACAUCAAUGCGAAGCUGCCACAACAUUGCAGUCAAUGCGUGAGCGUGCUGUGUUCUCCAGACAGAGACAGCGAGGCGUAUGAGGGAGCUUACUGUAGAUCUGCUGUGUUUGGGCUCGUCAUACACCCAUCUGUGUGUAGGAUCAGUGUUAAUCUGGCUGGCUGUCUCACUGUAAGCUGGGAAAGUGAGGCUUGGGCACUUGUGCACUUUAACUUGAAAACAAUUAACAUUGCUGGUAUUAUUUAUUUUUUAUCACAAUUUGUACUUGUCUCCCUUUUGUGGCUGGCAUUUGCUUUGGUUUUCCUCACUGCAGAAGAUUCACAGUUCGAGUGAUUGUGGAAAAGGCAGUCGUCCGGUGGAGUGAUCGGAUAUUGAUUAGUCUGGUCUGUUCAUGUGACUGGACAGUGCUUUUUUAUGUGAUUCAGUUUUGUUUCUUUCUGCUUGUGAGAAUCUACAUGAAUGUACCAAGCAAACUACUGCAAAAAAAGAAAAACAAAUCAACUGUGGAUGGAAGAAUUAUAAAUAUAUAAAUAGCAAUAUAAGACUAUAAAUAUAUAAAUGUAUAUCUCCAGCACCAUUUUGUAUCUGCCUAUGUAUGGUGGUGCACUUUGGACUGUGGGGGAGAAUGUGGAGGUUGCUGGGAAAUAAAUGCAUUGUUCUAUUGCACCAACAUA